GGGGCCUAGCGGGAAGGGGGCAGGGCUCGCCGAGGGGCGGGGUUUAGAGCCCCCGAGUCUACACCGCCGAAGUCGGGGGACGGGCCUAGCCAAAAGGGGCGGGCGAGGACGGCCCGCGGGCGGCGGUCACUGGAAAGGCUGUACUGGGCGGCUGACCGAGGGGCUGACGCGCGGAGGGGUAGACAGCUGGGGACUGCGGGCGGCGCUGUGUCCGUCGCCAUGACAGAUCAGACGUAUUGUGACCGCCUGGUGCAGGACACGCCUUUCCUGACAGGCCACGGGCGCUUGAGUGAGCAGCAGGUGGACAGGAUCAUCCUCCAGCUGAACCGCUACUACCCACAGAUCCUUACCAACAAGGAGGCGGAAAAGUUCCGGAACCCCAAGGCGUCCUUGCGUGUGCGGCUCUGUGACCUCCUGAGCCACCUGCAGCGGAGCGGCGAGCGGGACUGCCAGGAGUUCUACCGAGCCCUGUAUAUCCAUGCCCAGCCCCUGCACAGCUGCCUGCCCAGCCGCCACGCUCUGCAGAACUCAGAUUGCACACAGCUAGACUCGGGCAGCCAGAGCGGCGAGCUGAGUGACAGGGGUAACACCUCCCUGCUGCCCUCCCUCUCUCUCCCUCUUUCCCUCUCUCUUUACCCUCCCCAGGGCUCCAUCUCCGCCUCAGGGGCUUCUCCACCCCAAGUGUGGCUCCAUUCCUGGCCUUCUGUUGGUGACAGACCCCCUAAGGUGCUCGCUUGGGGGCUCUUCAGGCAGCACCUCAGCCUGGCACCCCCUCCCCUGCGCAGCCCCCGAGCCUCAGGACCCCACCCCUCUGAGGCCCAGGGGAGCCCUGUUCACGCUGGUGUCUCCCCAGGACCCAUGAGCUUCCUGGCUGGUCUGGGCCUUGCUGUGGGACUGGCCCUGCUCCUGUACUGCUAUCCACCAGACCCCAAGGGCCUGCCAGGGACCCGGCGCGUCCUCGGCUUCUCGCCUGUCAUCAUCGACAGACAUGUCAGCCGCUACCUGCUGGCCUUCCUGGCAGAUGACCUAGGGGGGCUCUGACAGACCCCGGACCCAGGGCCUCACCCGCCACUCAACCAAAGAGUCCUCCAGCCGACCCGCCAAGGGGACUGCUGCUUCUUUUUCUAAAUGCUUAUUUUUCAUUAUUUAUAAUUUGUGUAAAAAACACACCUUCGGCCGGGCGCGGUGGUUCACACCUGUAAUCCCAGCACUUUGGGAGGCCAAGGCAGGCGGAUCACGAGGUCAGGAGACUGAGACCAUCCUGGCUAACACGGUGAAACCCCGUCUGUACUGAAAAUACAAAAAACUAGCCGGGCGUGGUGGCGGCGCCUGUGGUCCCAGCUACUCGGGAGGCUGAGGCAGGAGAAUGGCGUGAACCCGGGAGGCGGAGCUUGCAGUGAGCUGAGAUCGCACCACUGCACUCCAGCCUGGGCGGCAGAGCGAGACUCCGUCUCAAAAAAAAACAAAAACAAAAAAACACCUUCAUCUUACCAGGUGCUGACCAUAUUAAAUGUUCAAGUUCCCUCAGCCUGCCUUGCUCCUCAGUCUCAGGAGGGCUUCAGAGAUGACGGCAGCUAUGGCUGCUUCAGCUGGGACUGGCCCUGGUGUUCCCGGCAUCUCCACAUCCAGCUGCUGGCACAGACCCCCAGACAGGACACCCCCAACAUGGGCUCACCUGCCUCGGAUAAGCCCCCGGGCACUGCCUCCCCACCUCAGAUGUCCCCCACACUGCCCCCUCCUCCCACCUUGUGUGCCUCUCUCUGUCACACACACACACUCUCUCUCUCUCUCUCUCUCUCUCUCUCUCUCUCUGGCUGCUGAGCCUGGGCCGGAGACCUGCUUCCCUCCCCUUGUCAGCUCCUCCCCCAAGCCUUUUAGUGGGGAAACGAGAAUAUUUGUCAACCCGCAGAAUCAUCAUGAGUUUGCAUUUUCCAGGGGGUUUCUGGAGGCACCCAGGCUUUGCCCCAGAAGGUGCUGGGGGCCCCUAACCCUGGGGUGAUGCCACUGGCAGGGCGAGGCUAUGAGUGCGGCUCCUGGAGGGACCAUGCUCAGUCAGUCGCAGGGUCG
This is a messenger RNA of Macaca mulatta (Rhesus monkey), 2067 nucleotides long. It is a transcript of the gene CARD19, whose product is annotated as caspase recruitment domain family member 19. Gene Ontology annotation, cellular component: mitochondrion. NCBI's taxonomy places the organism in Eukaryota, Metazoa, Chordata, Mammalia, Primates, Cercopithecidae. The record is from RefSeq and is a predicted model, not a curated record.